This is a messenger RNA of Phycomyces blakesleeanus NRRL 1555(-), 2208 nucleotides long. RefSeq lists its product as hypothetical. Lineage: Eukaryota; Fungi; Mucoromycota; Mucoromycetes; Mucorales; Phycomycetaceae. Gene Ontology annotation, molecular function: lipid binding. The coding region runs from base 1 to 2208 and encodes 735 amino acids. The record is from RefSeq and is a predicted model, not a curated record. The transcript is spliced from 7 exons.
AUGAGUAGCAGUGAAAUAUUAUCAGAGUCUAAUCAAUUAAAUACACCAAAAGGCAGAACCCAACAGACUGCAGAUGGAGAUAAGAAAGCCAAUAGAAAUAAAAGUGUAUCUUUUAAUGUAUCGCAUACUCUUGUAGCCGCUGUGUCAUCUCCUUUACCAUUAUUGACUCCGGACUAUUCGCAUGGUGUGGAUAUUAUACAAGUAUCAUCCAAGGAUAAAGAAUACAUUAUCUGGCAAGCCGAAGCGGCACUAAAUAUUCUCAAGGAAGCUAAAAGUCAUCGAGGAUGGAAUAAAUUGCCUCAAAGUGGGCAUCCAGUUGAGGCCUACAGCAAGUAUGCACAUCCUGGCGACAAAGUUGUGAUGGUGAAAGGGCAGAAAAUUAUACAAAACUUCUCGCAUCAUGCUAUCUUUCGUAUUGUCACGACAAGGAGACUAUGGGAUAGCAAAUUUGUUGAGGGAAAUUUGGUUGAGAAGAUCAACCAAACUACCUCUUUGACUUAUGAGGUAUUAAGUGAUACAGUCCAGGUCGAACGCACAGAAUACGUUGGCGAAAAUAUGGUUUUAUUUGUAACCGUCAGUGUACAAUCACAAUAUGUACCUAGUUUCCAAGAAAGGCAUAGGAAGCACACAAGUCUUCGAGGAUGGAUAAUAGAGCGCACAGGAUUGAGUCGAACCAAACCAAGUACUGAAGUUACUUAUGUCACCAACGGUAACUUCAAGGGAUUGGCAUCAAGCCUUUCCAAUUGGAGUUUGAGAAAGCGCGUAAAGGAUCUUUGUGAUGUGGAGAGUUACUUUGAAAGGAAUUCAAAACAGCUAAAAACUUGUCUCUCUGCCGUUAAUGGACCGCAAUUAACUGUAAGUCGUCCUCCUGCGGCCACACAAAUGGAAACACUUGCUGCAGACAAGGGACAUUACACUCUAGAAGCCUAUAGAGAGGAUAAAUCAGGAUCGUCUACUAAAACAGACAAAUUUUCUGCAGCCGAUACUCCAACAAAUUCAAGAGCGCAGAAAAAUCAAUUAUCGGGCCCCAUCCUAUCGUAUAGCGAUUCUGAACCGUCAAGAGAUGAAGAAAGUGCAAAUUCGUACGCUAGUAAAAGUGGCAGUGACCACGAUAAACGAACUACUGAUUCUUCUGAAGAGAAAUUUGAGGCCAGUGCCUCCAUCACAUGUAUCUAUCCACCAAAUCGACACGCGGAAAAGAAGAACAAAGCUUUAAAGUCCCUAGCCGAGUUGACAUCAUCGAUGGACGGAUGGGUGAUUCACAGCGAAAAACAAGGGGUUACAUCGAGAGUUUACUUUCAUGACACAAAUAAUCUUAAAGGGCUUCAAAUGAUACGGUGCGACGGCGUUAUAAAUGGUUCCUGGACAGCGGCACAACUUUGCAAUGUGGUACGAUGCUUUGUGUCUCGAAGUCAAUGGGACGAAAGAUUUGAAGCAGGACGAGUUAUUGAACGGUUCAGUGAAUCUGAUGCUCUGGAGCAUUGGGUACUUAAAAGCCUUUAUCCUAUCCAACGGCAUGAUGCUUGUGUUGUUACUGGUGUUUCUACAAAUACUUCUACCGGAACGGUUUUUGUGGCUAGCACAAGCGUCGUGGACAACAAGAUACAAGAGAGAGCAGCUUGUUAUCUUCGCUCCAAGGUGAUCUUGCAUGGAUGGGUUUUCAGACCCAUAUUCCAGGAAUUGGGCUCUAAAUCAAACCAAUGGUGUGCUCCUCAAACCGGAAUCAAAGUAACCUUUGUGAGCAAGAUCGUGUAUGAAUCCAAACUAUCGCUUGAGACGAGAAGAGUGCUGGAGAUGGAAGCCCUAGAAUAUAUUUCGAGGAUCGCUGACUAUACGAGGUCAUGGAGAUUUCAACCUUUUGCAAUUCAUGUAAAGGGCAGACUCUUAGAAGAAGAAUAUGAGCCGAAGACAGGAACAUACCACCUAAUCUAUGUGGCCAGACACGAUGCAUUGGAUGAGAUGGCUAUUCUUUCCAGCCAGAAUAAAAAGACUACGAUCCAGAUUGUCAGCAGUAGUGGAUUUGAUAUAUUUGUGACUCCCCGGGAUAUAGUUGUAGAAGAAACAAGGGACGGAAGGUUCUUGGUGGUUACGACUAGCUGCGAGAUGAAUAACAAGACUAUUUGUAUUGAUCUGGUUUAUCAUAAUCAAUACACAGCCGUAAGCCAUCGGAAUUCCGGGAAGCUCCAGUCAACCUCACCGGCUUUCUAG